AUGGGCGGCAAGAGGAAGAAGUCGAAGCCCAGCGCAACGGGACCCGAGACAGUCAAUCCUGCGGAACAGAAUCAAGAUGGACAGACUCAGAGCAGUAGUAGUAACGCCGGUCCGUCGAGAGCAAUAACAACAACUGCGACGGAUGGCAAAACAGCACCGGAGGCCUCUGCAGCUACACCGCAAACUCCAACCCCGAACCGAUCAAGCUGGUACGGCUCAUGGCGCUCAUCAUCCAAAGCUCUUCCGGCAACAGCCCAGAUCGCGAAGGAGAGCAUAUCUGUCGCUCAAGGCGCGACAUCGUCGGCGAGUGAAGACCAGCCCGUUCGACCUCCAAGCUCCGUCAGCAAAAGUGUGCGCGGCAGCCGGAAGAGUAUUCCAUUAGCCGCUGAGGCUACCAGGGUACACGCAACGAGCGAUUCGAGCGAUAUGAGUCGGCCGCGAGUGUCCUCGUCGGAGAAAGACAGAGAGAAGGAGAAGGAGAAAGCUAAUUCGGGCAAGGAAGAGCAGUCAGCGGAGGUGGUAGUGGAGGAGGCGCGGCUACCGCCUGUACCGGCUUCUGUAGAUGGCGCAGCGGACAGCGGGAAGACGCAGUCUGGAACGUGGUUUGCGUGGUGGUCGAGACCCGAUGGAUAUGGGAGUGACGGAGAGAAGAAGAACAAGAGGCUGAAGAUGGAUGUUGAACAGGAGGAUGCCACUUCUACUCCACUUCCUGGGACGCCGAACGAGGAGGGGGUGGAUAAGCGGACGAAGAACGCGAUGGAGUUUGAGGGUCUGAAUGCAGCGUCAGGUGGGGAGAACGGGAAGGCUGGACAGCCUGAGAUGAAGAGCGUUCAGUCUUCGAGGGGCUGGUUUGGACUAUGGAGCUCCACGCAGAACCAGGAGGCUGCGGAGAGCCAGCAGACGGCGAAGGAGGACGUACAGAAACAGCAGCCGCCUGAGAUCGCGGUUUCGGCUGAUCCUCAGACAACAGAAGCGGCGGCAGCAGAGACUCAUGUGCCCAAGCAAGGCGACUUGAAGGACGCUCAGUCCGCCGCGAAGUCAUCUGGUUGGGCUUUCUGGUCAACAGAUAAAUCCAAAGAGGAUCCUCCACCAACACCGGGAGGCACGCAGAAACAGAUAGGGGAGCUGGCAGUGGCGGACACGCCCAGUCAGAGUCACCCCGAGGCAGCGCAGUUCAACGAGCAUGAGACGAAGCAAGCAACGGCGGCUACUCGACCAAGUAGAACGGGUUCGUUGUUACGACCCAAGCGUGGCAAGCCCAGGAAAGAUACGCCAGCAAGCGACUCUUCCUCUGCACCAACACCGCUAGCAGGAAGUUCUAGGGCACAGACGCCAACGUCAGAAGUCUCCACACCCUCAUCUACACCAGCACCUGAACAGUCAGCAGUCUCGUCGAGUCUUUCGAAGACCUUGGACCAGAACAAGACACUCUCCACCAAGCAAGAACGACCUAACCACAUCUUGCCUUCCUUUAACGCCACAUUCCCACUGGCACCCAAUCCAACUUACAUGGAACGCUUAACCAGCUACCUCGCACAGUCACUCCGUCUUCCCGGCGCGCAGCCAGAUCCAUCACCUCAACACGUCUUCCGCAGCACUUCUCCGCCAAAGAUCAGGAAGGCCGUAGCACUCGGCGUCCACGGCUUCUUCCCCUCGCCGUUGAUCCAGAAGUUCAUCGGCCAACCGAAAGGCACAUCUGUGCGCUUUGCCAACUACGCCGCCACUGCCGUCAAGACGUGGUGCGAGCAGCACCAACCCGACCUCAAGACGGUUGAGAUUGAGAAAGUCGCUCUCGAAGGCGAAGGCUACAUCGCAGACCGUGUAACGACGUUGUGGAAACUGCUACUGAACUGGCUCAGCCAUCUGCGGCAAGCUGACUUCAUCCUCGUCGCAUGCCAUUCCCAGGGUGUGCCGGUGGCAAUGAUGCUAGUGGCGAAGCUGAUCCAACUCGGAUGUCUUGCGCCCAAUGCGCGAGUUGGCAUUUGCGCGAUGGCGGGCAUCAAUCUCGGACCUUUUCUCGAGUACCGCUCUAGAUUCUUCGGCGGGUCGGCCCUGGAGCUGUUCGAGUUUGGCGACCAGAAGAGCACCGUUUCGCGUGCUUACGCUGAAAGUCUGGAGCUUUGUCUACGGCACGGUGUGCGAGUCACCUUUGCAGGAAGUAUUGACGACCAGCUCGUGAGCCUGGAAUCAUCACUGCACACACCACUACAUCACCCGUACGUCAACAGAGCGGUCUUCAUCGACGGUCGCCUGCACGCGCCAAACUUCCUGACCCACCUCGUGGUCUUUGCAGCAAAACUACGCAACCUCGGCGUGAGCGACCACGGCUUAAUACGGGAGUUGUCCGCACCGCUAGCCGGUAGUCUCGUUGGCGGAGAAGGACAUAGUCGUGUCUACGACGACUCUGCAGUCUACCAAUUAGCCAUCGAGUUUGCCCUCGAAAGCACAGACGUCCACUCUGAUACUUCGCCAAAGCCCUCACAACCGGACAAAGCUAAGACUUCAACAAGAGGCAGUUCCGGUGAUCUCGCAGGCACCCUCCCCACAUCCCCAGCACUCGCACAGCAUCUCCGCCGCUCCUCCGUGGCCAUGACUUCAGGUUCAAACCUCCUCGCUCCCUCGGCCAACUCCAUCGCACCGGUAACCACGCCCUACGAACCGCCGCCUUCGAGCACGACUGCGAAUCCUUUCUAUCUUCCCUGGGCUGUUAGAGGGAUGCUCGAGGAGGAGAUGGUGAAGAAGGAUGAAGGGUUGAGGGAGGAGGUCAGGCAGUUGGUGAGGGAGUUUGAGGAGUGGAAACCUACGAGUAAGGUGCUGCGGGAUGUGAGAUGGAGGUUGGAGGGGGUGAGGGGGAUGGUGUAG
Molecule: messenger RNA, 2862 nt
Organism: Saxophila tyrrhenica
Lineage: Eukaryota; Fungi; Ascomycota; Dothideomycetes; Mycosphaerellales; Extremaceae
Exons: 1
Coding region: 1-2862 (953 amino acids)
Source: RefSeq, a predicted model, not a curated record